AAAUGCAGGUUCCACACUUCUUUUGGUUGCAUAUGCUUCUGUUUUUGUGCUUUUGCGUUGGCCACUCGACUGGUUUCAAUGCAACGGCUGCAAAGGCUAAUGUAGGAGUGGUUCUUGAUCUUGACACUCCUCUUGGAAAGAUAUGCAAGACUUGCAUCUCUAUGGCGAUCGAAGAUUUCUACUCCAACCGCAAUUACAACACCAUGAUCGAGCCUCAUUUCAGAGACUCGAGGAGUGAUGUUGUUACUGCAGCUUCUGCAGCUAUAGAUUUGUUGAAGAAGGCUCAGGUGAUGGCGAUACUCGGGCCACCAAAAUCCGUUCAAGCAGACUUCGUGAUAGAUAUUGGUGACAAAGUGAAGGUUCCAAUAAUAUCUCCAGCAACAAGCCCAUCUCUAUCGCCUAAACAGUCACCGUACUUCACAAGAUCAGCAUGGUGUGCCUCUUCGCAGGUCAAAGCAAUCGUAGCAAUUGUGAAGAAAUUCGGUUGGAGGGAGGUUGUUAUUGUGUACGAGGAUAGCAGUUGCGGAAGAGGAUUAUUACCCUAUUUGACUGUGGAUCUGCUAAAGGGAAAUGCUUUGGUGUCGCAUCAAAGUGGUAUUCCAUCUGAUGCCACUGAGGAUCAAAUCCGUGUGGAACUCUUGAAGUUGAUGAAGAUGCAGACAAGGGUGUUUGUGGUUCAUAUGCUUCAAGGCCUUGCAUCCCUUUUCUUCAAGGCGGCGAAGGAAGCAAGGAUGAUGGACAAGGGGUAUGCUUGGUUGAUUUCUGACGUGCUGACCAGUCUCUUGGUUUCUAUGGAUUCGAAGACUAUGGAGGCUAUGCAAGGUGUACUAGGUGUGAAGGCUUAUGUUCCAGAAUCAAAUGAUCUUGUGAACUUCGAGAAGAGAUGGAGCAAGAGGUUUCAUGAGGAGAAUAGGGACUUGUACGGAGCAAAACUCAAUGUUUUUGGUUUGUGGGCUUAUGACAUGACAACAGCUUUGGCAGAGGCAAUCGAACGAGUUGGUGUGACAUCCCCGCAGUUCAUCAGAUCAGCCCGCCAAGGAAAUAUGACAGAUUUGGAAGGAAUAGGAGUUUCAUUGGCUGGACCAUCACUAGUUGGUUUGAUCAAAAACCACACGUCCAAAGGGCUGAGUGGCGAUUUCAGCAUAAGUAACGGGCAACUGCAGCCGUCUGCAUUUGAGAUAGUUAAUGUGAAUCGCGGAAAAGAAAUCACAGUUGGAUUCUGGACCAGAAAAUGUGGAAUUUCGAAGGAACUUAAGCCAGAUGAUGAUUGCUCAAUAGAAAAGGAAAAUCUUGAUCCUAUUGUAUGGCCAGGCAAAGAGACUAAAGUGCCAAAAGGUUGGGAAAUUCCUAUAAGUGGGAAGAGUUUAAGAGUUGGAGUUCCGGCAAAUGAUGGUUUCGAUGAAUUUGUCAAAGUUGAAACAAAUAACGAAACAGGUGUUGUUGAAGCAACUGGCUUUUGCAUUGAUGUUUUUAAUGAGGUACGGAAUAAAAUGCAAUAUCAAGCCUCAGUCGAAUAUGUUCCAUUCGACACAGAAGGGGAAGGUUAUGAUGAACUUGUUCACAAAUUAGAGGAAAAGGGUUUUGAUGCAGUGGUGGGAGAUGUAACGGUCACAGCCAGAAGAUCCGAGCAAGUAGAUUUCACAUUUCCUUACUCAGAAUCUGGAGUUGCCGUUGUUGUCCCAGUCAAGCCCAACGAGAGGAAGGAUGCUUGGAUAUUUAUGAAACCUCUGAAAACUAGGCUCUGGCUAACAGUUGGGGCGUUCUUUGUCUUCACUGGGUUUGUCGUUUGGGUCCUUGAGCAUCGCGUGAACAAAGCAUUCCAGGGUCCACCUAGGGAGCAAGUUGGGAUGGCGUUCUGGUUCUCAUUCUCAACGCUUGUUUUUGCGCAAAGGGAGAAACUGAGGAGCAACUUGACAAGAUUCGUGGUGAUUGUGUGGGUGUUCGUUGUGCUUGUUUUGACGUCAAGUUACACUGCAAACUUGGCGUCCAUGCUAACAGUAGAUCAACUGCAACCUAAAAUCAACGAUAUUGAUGACCUGAUAAAGAAUGGAGAGUAUGUUGGCUACCAAACGGGCUCAUUCGUUCAUGAAUUCUUGACAAACAACCGCAUUCUUGAAUCCUCAAGCCUAAAAAACUAUAGCACUUUGGAACAAUUCCAUGAAGCACUCUCCAAGGGGAGCAAAAACGGAGGAGUAGGUGCGAUUAUUGAUGAACUCCCCUACAUUCGCCUGCUCCUCUCCAAGUACUGCGACAAGUAUAUCAUGAUUGGUCCACCAUAUCCGACAUCUGGCCUUGGAUUCGCAUUUCCAAAGGGUUCACCGCUAGUUUUUGAUGUUUCACGCGAGAUCUUGAGAAUGAAGGAGGACAAGGACUUGAUGGUGAGGAUGGCAAAGAAAUGGCUUGGAGAUGAAAAAGAUUGCCCCAACAUGGAUGGAGCUCUGAAGGCCUCACAAGGCCUCGAUCUUGACAGUUUUAAGGGGCUAUUCCUCAUUGCCGGGGUGUCAUCAAUACUAGCUCUAGCUGUAUACCUGUCCUAUUUCUUGUAUGAAAAUCGGUGUGUAUUAGAAUCUACCGCUUCAAGGAAGGAAAAGCUUCUCUGGCUUGUUAGGAAUUUUUCGAAGGAGAAAGUUGUGUCGUUGUCAUCAAUGGACACACAGAGUCCUGAUGGUGCAGUCGGAGUU
Salvia hispanica is the source of this 2681-nucleotide messenger RNA. RefSeq names its product glutamate receptor 2.8-like. NCBI's taxonomy places the organism in Eukaryota, Viridiplantae, Streptophyta, Magnoliopsida, Lamiales, Lamiaceae. Gene Ontology annotation, cellular component: membrane. The record is from RefSeq and is a predicted model, not a curated record. Gene Ontology annotation, molecular function: ligand-gated monoatomic ion channel activity.